AUGUUCAGUAAUCUUGGAUUGAAUAUUGCAUUUCGUCUAAUUGAGCGUGAGGAUCCAAAAACCAGACUUACUCUAGUGGUAACUUCAAGGACUCUCCCUCGUGUCCGUGAAGUUAUCGACCAGAUCGAAAGUCAUGUCAAAAAGUUGAAACGUCCAGGCAUUGUGGAUUAUGAUUACUUGCUAGUGGACUUUACAGAUAUGGUCAGUGUUUUGAGUGCUUACUAUGAACUGGACAAGAAAUACGAUGCCAUAAAUUACUUCUUCGUUAAUGCGGCCCAGGGUGUUUAUGAUGGUAUUGAUUGGGUCGGUGCAACAAAGCAAGUCUGCUGCAAUAUUAUAGAAUCAGUCACGAAUCCAAAUUAUAGAAUACAAAGAGUUGGCGUCAAAUCCAGGGACGAUCUGGGACUAGUCUUCCAGGCAAACGUCUUCGGACCAUACUACCUGAUUCAUAAAAUUUUACCACUACUGUUAGCUGGUAAAGCUAAAGUCGUUUGGAUCUCUAGUUUGAUGUCUGAUCCAAAAUUCUUAUCCUUGAAUGAUAUCCAAAUGAUCAAAUCUGAUACGACAUAUGAGGGCUCCAAAAGAUUGGUCGAUCUUUUGCAUCUAGCAACCUACAAAGAGUUACGCAAAGACGCAGUUCAUCAGUACCUUGUACAACCUGGUAUUUUCAUUAGUCAUUCCUUCUCCGUUUACUUGAAUCUAUUUACUUAUUACGGAAUGCUAUGGUUAUUCUACAUAGCUAGAUGGAUUGGAUCUCCUUGGCACAAUAUAGAGGGGUACAAGGCAGCUAAUGCGCCUGUUUACGUCGCCAAUAUGGUUGAUCCUGAACGUCAAGAUCUAAAAUAUGGGUCGGCUACCGACAGGAAUGGUCGUGAAUAUAUCAAAACUCAGGAAGUUGAUGGGACUGGUGCCACAGAUGUCUUGAAUUAUAUAAGGAAGCUGACCUUGGAAUGGGAUGAUAAACUAAAAGACCAGAUCACCAACACAAGAAUCCCCAUCUGA
Messenger RNA from Torulaspora delbrueckii, 1002 nucleotides. RefSeq names its product 3-keto-steroid reductase (gene ERG27). Gene Ontology annotation, cellular component: lipid droplet; endoplasmic reticulum membrane; mitochondrial outer membrane. Gene Ontology annotation, molecular function: 3-beta-hydroxysteroid 3-dehydrogenase (NADP+) activity. Bases 1 to 1002 code for a protein of 333 amino acids. Lineage: Eukaryota; Fungi; Ascomycota; Saccharomycetes; Saccharomycetales; Saccharomycetaceae. The record is from RefSeq and is a predicted model, not a curated record. Gene Ontology annotation, biological process: ergosterol biosynthetic process. The transcript has a single exon.